AACGUCGUCUCGGGGUAGAUAGGGCUGUUGCCUAGAGCUAGAUAAGAAAGGAGAAAAGCUCCCUUUAGCCACCCCGUCGUUAGAGAGGACGGGGAUAGGAAAGGAAAGAUAGGCAAAACAUAUGAGAAGUUGUUAGACCCCUGUAUAAGCAGGAGAAUACUAGAAAAACACUAUGGGACAAACAUCCUCUGCAGAAAGGAAACUGUUUAUUGAUAUCAUCACGUGUAUGCUCAAAAAAAGGGGAACCGCAGUGACUAGAAGCCAAGUAGCUCGGUUUUUACAUUUUGUUCAGGAACAAUGCCCCUGGUUCCCAGAGGGAGGCUCGGUUAAUUUGGACAUAUGGAAAGCUGUGGGAGAACAGCUACAAAAACAUUAUACUAGAUGUGGUCCUGAGGGGGUGCCUGUUGAUGCUUUUGCAUUAUGGAUGCUUAUCAGAGAUACUCUUGACCCAACUCCCGAUUCUGUUAAAGCAUUCCAAGUACUAGACAAUCCUGACUCUGACCCCACUUUAGAGGAGGAAGAAACACCUCUGCUUCAGAAACAUCCUUCUGUAGCAUCUACCCCUUCAGCCCCUCCCUUGGUUGGUCUAUCUAAUCCAAUCACGAAUGACACUCUGAGCCCGGAGGAGCAAGUCGAUCUAGAGGAGGAGGCUGCUAGAUAUCAUCAGGAUGAGGAUAUUGUUCUUCCUUUACAAAAGUUGCAAAUUGAGUCACAGCCUCCAAAGUAUGAGGUUAAAUCAUUGACCUUUACUCCUCGAAAUAGAGUACCUUUACCUCCCCCACCUCCUUCUCUGGCAGGAAAAUCAAAAAUCAAAGCAGCCUUAAAACAAGGCUUGUCUGAGGGAGACGUUACCCUCCCUUUGUGCUUUCCAGUACAUUAUAGCGGGGAAUUUGAUGAGGAUGCAGAAUGGACUCCUCUUUCUUAUAAAUUCCUCAAGGAGGUUAAAAAUGCCUGCAAAGAAUAUGGACCCCUGUCUCCAUAUACAUUGUCGUUAAUAGAUAUUCUGUCAACCAGCUGGAUGACUCCUUAUGAUUGGUAUCAGCUGGCAAAAACCUGCUUACCUGGGGGUAGUUUCUUGUUAUGGAAAAUGGAAAAGACCUGACCCAUUAAUCUCUUGUGGAAGAGGCUAUGCUUGUGUUUUCCUACAGGACAAAACUUCCCCUUUGUGGAUACCCGACAGACUCAUCAGACAUGUAAAACCCAAAAACCACCAAAAAUCCUCCAACACUUCCUCCCUCACUGCUCACAAACCUAACACCUCCCAUGACUCUUCUGAGAAAUCUGCCUCUUGAAAAUGCUCCAUCUACACCCCCACCUUCGCCUGUCUCUAGUUCCUCCUCUUCAUCUUCUACUCCACCCCCUCUCACUGACUUUAUACAACCCUCUACAAACCUCAACAACUCUUUAUCUCGAGACAAGGUGCGGUGGAGAAGCCGGAGACAUACUCCCUAUUCAAGAACCCAUCAAACCAUUGUGGCUGAGCCACCAACUUGGGGCCAACUCAAAAAACUUACUCAUCUGGCUCACACCUUAACCGUGGAUCAACAUAUUCCCGUAAAUGCGGGUACUCUUUUUGUGGCUAUGCUCGCUAUCAUUUCCUGCCAGAAUGAAAAUAUAAGACACUCUACCGCUCGUUCUUUUUUCGCCGAACUCUACCCCUCCUCUGGUAACCCUGUUCAUUGCUGAGGCUGGCCCCCGGCAACUGGCGCCCGAACAGGGACCUGAAGGUAAGCAACGUCGUCUCGGGGUAGAUAGGGCUGUUGCCUAGAGCUAGAUAAGAAAGGAGAAAAGCUCCCUUUAGCCACCCCGUCGUUAGAGAGGACGGGGAUAGGAAAGGAAAGAUAGGCAAAACAUAUGAGAAGUUGUUAGACCCCUGUAUAAGCAGGAGAAUACUAGAAAAACACUAUGGGACAAACAUCCUCUGCAGAAAGGAAACUGUUUAUUGAUAUCAUCACGUGUAUGCUCAAAAAAAGGGGAACCGCAGUGACUAGAAGCCAAGUAGCUCGGUUUUUACAUUUUGUUCAGGAACAAUGCCCCUGGUUCCCAGAGGGAGGCUCGGUUAAUUUGGACAUAUGGAAAGCUGUGGGAGAACAGCUACAAAAACAUUAUACUAGAUGUGGUCCUGAGGGGGUGCCUGUUGAUGCUUUUGCAUUAUGGAUGCUUAUCAGAGAUACUCUUGACCCAACUCCCGAUUCUGUUAAAGCAUUCCAAGUACUAGACAAUCCUGACUCUGACCCCACUUUAGAGGAGGAAGAAACACCUCUGCUUCAGAAACAUCCUUCUGUAGCAUCUACCCCUUCAGCCCCUCCCUUGGUUGGUCUAUCUAAUCCAAUCACGAAUGACACUCUGAGCCCGGAGGAGCAAGUCGAUCUAGAGGAGGAGGCUGCUAGAUAUCAUCAGGAUGAGGAUAUUGUUCUUCCUUUACAAAAGUUGCAAAUUGAGUCACAGCCUCCAAAGUAUGAGGUUAAAUCAUUGACCUUUACUCCUCGAAAUAGAGUACCUUUACCUCCCCCACCUCCUUCUCUGGCAGGAAAAUCAAAAAUCAAAGCAGCCUUAAAACAAGGCUUGUCUGAGGGAGACGUUACCCUCCCUUUGUGCUUUCCAGUACAUUAUAGCGGGGAAUUUGAUGAGGAUGCAGAAUGGACUCCUCUUUCUUAUAAAUUCCUCAAGGAGGUUAAAAAUGCCUGCAAAGAAUAUGGACCCCUGUCUCCAUAUACAUUGUCGUUAAUAGAUAUUCUGUCAACCAGCUGGAUGACUCCUUAUGAUUGGUAUCAGCUGGCAAAAACCUGCUUACCUGGGGGUAGUUUCUUGUUAUGGAAAAUGGAAAAGACCUGACCCAUUAAUCUCUUGUGGAAGAGGCUAUGCUUGUGUUUUCCUACAGGACAAAACUUCCCCUUUGUGGAUACCCGACAGACUCAUCAGACAUGUAAAACCCAAAAACCACCAAAAAUCCUCCAACACUUCCUCCCUCACUGCUCACAAACCUAACACCUCCCAUGACUCUUCUGAGAAAUCUGCCUCUUGAAAAUGCUCCAUCUACACCCCCACCUUCGCCUGUCUCUAGUUCCUCCUCUUCAUCUUCUACUCCACCCCCUCUCACUGACUUUAUACAACCCUCUACAAACCUCAACAACUCUUUAUCUCGAGACAAGGUGCGGUGGAGAAGCCGGAGACAUACUCCCUAUUCAAGAACCCAUCAAACCAUUGUGGCUGAGCCACCAACUUGGGGCCAACUCAAAAAACUUACUCAUCUGGCUCACACCUUAACCGUGGAUCAACAUAUUCCCGUAAAUGCGGGUACUCUUUUUGUGGCUAUGCUCGCUAUCAUUUCCUGCCAGAAUGAAAAUAUAAGACACUCUACCGCUCGUUCUUUUUUCGCCGAACUCUACCCCUCCUCUGGUAACCCUGUUCAUUGCUGAGGCUGGCCCCCGGCAACUGGCGCCCGAACAGGGACCUGAAGGUAAGCAACGUCGUCUCGGGGUAGAUAGGGCUGUUGCCUAGAGCUAGAUAAGAAAGGAGAAAAGCUCCCUUUAGCCACCCCGUCGUUAGAGAGGACGGGGAUAGGAAAGGAAAGAUAGGCAAAACAUAUGAGAAGUUGUUAGACCCCUGUAUAAGCAGGAGAAUACUAGAAAAACACUAUGGGACAAACAUCCUCUGCAGAAAGGAAACUGUUUAUUGAUAUCAUCACGUGUAUGCUCAAAAAAAGGGGAACCGCAGUGACUAGAAGCCAAGUAGCUCGGUUUUUACAUUUUGUUCAGGAACAAUGCCCCUGGUUCCCAGAGGGAGGCUCGGUUAAUUUGGACAUAUGGAAAGCUGUGGGAGAACAGCUACAAAAACAUUAUACUAGAUGUGGUCCUGAGGGGGUGCCUGUUGAUGCUUUUGCAUUAUGGAUGCUUAUCAGAGAUACUCUUGACCCAACUCCCGAUUCUGUUAAAGCAUUCCAAGUACUAGACAAUCCUGACUCUGACCCCACUUUAGAGGAGGAAGAAACACCUCUGCUUCAGAAACAUCCUUCUGUAGCAUCUAUCCCUUCAGCCCCUCCCUUGGUUGGUCUAUCUAAUCCAAUCACGAAUGACACUCUGAGCCCGGAGGAGCAAGUCGAUCUAGAGGAGGAGGCUGCUAGAUAUCAUCAGGAUGAGGAUAUUGUUCUUCCUUUACAAAAGUUGCAAAUUGAGUCACAGCCUCCAAAGUAUGAGGUUAAAUCAUUGACCUUUACUCCUCGAAAUAGAGUACCUUUACCUCCCCCACCUCCUUCUCUGGCAGGAAAAUCAAAAAUCAAAGCAGCCUUAAAACAAGGCUUGUCUGAGGGAGACGUUACCCUCCCUUUGUGCUUUCCAGUACAUUAUAGCGGGGAAUUUGAUGAGGAUGCAGAAUGGACUCCUCUUUCUUAUAAAUUCCUCAAGGAGGUUAAAAAUGCCUGCAAAGAAUAUGGACCCCUGUCUCCAUAUACAUUGUCGUUAAUAGAUAUUCUGUCAACCAGCUGGAUGACUCCUUAUGAUUGGUAUCAGCUGGCAAAAACCUGCUUACCUGGGGGUAGUUUCUUGUUAUGGAAAAUGGAAAAGACCUGACCCAUUAAUCUCUUGUGGAAGAGGCUAUGCUUGUGUUUUCCUACAGGACAAAACUUCCCCUUUGUGGAUACCCGACAGACUCAUCAGACAUGUAAAACCCAAAAACCACCAAAAAUCCUCCAACACUUCCUCCCUCACUGCUCACAAACCUAACACCUCCCAUGACUCUUCUGAGAAAUCUGCCUCUUGAAAAUGCUCCAUCUACACCCCCACCUUCGCCUGUCUCUAGUUCCUCCUCUUCAUCUUCUACUCCACCCCCUCUCACUGACUUUAUACAACCCUCUACAAACCUCAACAACUCUUUAUCUCGAGACAAGGUGCGGUGGAGAAGCCGGAGACAUACUCCCUAUUCAAGAACCCAUCAAACCAUUGUGGCUGAGCCACCAACUUGGGGCCAACUCAAAAAACUUACUCAUCUGGCUCACACCUUAACCGUGGAUCAACAUAUUCCCGUAAAUGCGGGUACUCUUUUUGUGGCUAUGCUCGCUAUCAUUUCCUGCCAGAAUGAAAAUAUAAGACACUCUACCGCUCGUUCUUUUUUCGCCGAACUCUACCCCUCCUCUGGUAACCCUGUUCAUUGCUGAGGCUGGCCCCCGGCAGAGUCCCACAUGAUUCUUAGGGUUUCUUCAUUUUUUUUCAUUCUUUUAUUUGAUUUUUUUUCAGCCAUGUUGGUGUUGAUUCCCUGGUCCUCCAGAUGUCGAGUCUGCUCCUCUGACUUCCUAGUGCGUUGUCUAAUUCUGUAAUUUUAUUGUUAAUCUUUUGGAUUUCUACAUGUUGUCUCUCUAUGGAUUCUUGCAACUUAUUAAUUUUUCCACUAU
Messenger RNA from Loxodonta africana (African savanna elephant), 5386 nucleotides. RefSeq names its product endogenous retrovirus group K member 113 Gag polyprotein-like. The coding region runs from base 3639 to 4568 and encodes 309 amino acids. The record is from RefSeq and is a predicted model, not a curated record. Lineage: Eukaryota; Metazoa; Chordata; Mammalia; Proboscidea; Elephantidae. Gene Ontology annotation, molecular function: structural molecule activity. The transcript is spliced from 4 exons. Gene Ontology annotation, biological process: viral process.